AUGCGCAUCACCACCGCUCUACCACUGCUGCCACUCGUAGCCGCCCUACCGACCACCCACCCCGACGCGAAACCCCUCCCUCUAAUCAUCUGGCACGGCCUAGGCGACCGCUACGACGCCGACGGAAUCGCAGAUGUCGCCGCCCUAGCCAACGAACUUCAUCCAGGCACCACAGUCUACCCAAUCCACCUCGACGCCGACGGCAGCGCAGACUCACGCGCCACCUUCUUCGGCAAUCUAACCACCCAACUCAGCUCCGUCUGCGCAACCCUCUCCUCCAAUACCACUUUUUCCUCCAACAAUACCAGAAUAGACGCUUUGGGCUUUUCUCAAGGCGGACAGUUUCUCCGUGGCUUGAUUGAGAGAUGUCCGGGUAUCGAGGUUAGGAGUCUUGUUACUUUUGGCUCGCAACAUAAUGGUAUUGCCAAGUUUCAGAACUGCGGUACUUGGGACUUUGUGUGUAAAGGUGCUAUGGCUGCCAUGAAGGGAAAUGCAUUUGGAGAGUGGGUUCAGGGCAAUGUGGUUCCUGCUCAAUAUUACAAGGAGACGAACGAAACUACUGGAGAGCCUACGCAGAGUUAUCUGGACAACAGCAAUUUCAUCGCCGAUAUCAAUAAUGAGAGAAUUAACAAGACGAGGGAAUACAAGCAAAGGCUGGCAAAGCUGGACAAGUUUGCCAUGUAUGUGUUUGAAGAGGACAAGACUGUUAUUCCAAAGGAGAGUGGAUGGUUUGCCCAUGUCGAUUUGACGAGUCUGGAAGUCACUGGCUUGAGGGAAAGAGACAUCUACAAGCAAGAUUGGAUAGGACUGAAAGAGUUGGAUAAGAAGGGAGCUUUGGUUUUCAGAAACGCUAGUGGUGGACACAUGGAUCUCUCCGAGAAGAUCUUGACGGAAGCAUUCAUGGACUUCUUUGGUCCUGAGAGAAAGACGAGGAAGUCUGAGAUUGAGGCUGUGGAGCAGGUUGUUUUUGAGGAGCUUUGA
Messenger RNA from Aureobasidium subglaciale EXF-2481, 981 nucleotides. RefSeq lists its product as uncharacterized. Gene Ontology annotation, cellular component: lysosome. NCBI's taxonomy places the organism in Eukaryota, Fungi, Ascomycota, Dothideomycetes, Dothideales, Saccotheciaceae. The transcript has a single exon. Bases 1 to 981 code for a protein of 326 amino acids. The record is from RefSeq and is a predicted model, not a curated record. Gene Ontology annotation, molecular function: palmitoyl hydrolase activity; thiolester hydrolase activity.